Molecule: messenger RNA, 1089 nt
Organism: Drosophila busckii
Lineage: Eukaryota; Metazoa; Arthropoda; Insecta; Diptera; Drosophilidae
Product: odorant receptor 59a-like
Exons: 2
Coding region: 1-1089 (362 amino acids)
Biological process (GO): sensory perception of smell; detection of chemical stimulus involved in sensory perception of smell
Cellular component (GO): plasma membrane
Molecular function (GO): olfactory receptor activity; odorant binding
Source: RefSeq, a predicted model, not a curated record
AUGUCGCACGUUGUAAAUAGUUUGAGCUUCAUCAGCAGCCAUUGGUUAGCCUGGAAAGUGGUGGGCUCUGCCCAUGCAGAACCCAGUAAUGGAUUCUAUGUGCUCUAUGCCAUAAUUUUCCAUCUUGUGGUGUCUGUCAGCUUUCCACUCCACUUGGGCGCUACGCUCUUCAACAAUAAUAAUAUUACGGAUGAUAUGAAGAAUCUUACACUCUUUGUGGUAACUUUAUCUUGCUCGCUGAAAGGCGCUUUUUAUGGGUAUAACCUGCAGAAGGUGAGGCACAUGGAACAGCUGUUGAGACUCUUAGACUCACGUGUCGACUCGGCUCAACGCAGCAUUUGCGAUCAGUUGAGAAAGAAAUUGGGAUUUAUAAUCUAUGGCUUUAUGGGGAUCUGUGUGUGCGUCACAAUCUCUGCGGAAAUGUCGUUUUUCUUUCAAAAACAACGCAAGCUACUGUAUCCUGCCUGGUUUCCGUUUGAUUGGCACAACUCUUCUCGCAAUUAUUAUCUAGCGCAUGCUUAUCAAAUUGUGGGCGUUUCUUUGCAAGUGUUACAAAAUUAUGCCAGUGACUGUUUCCCCGCAGUUAUGUUAUGCAUAAUAUCAGCGCAGACUCAAAUGCUCUACAAUCGUAUUGAGAACAUAGGCAUGGCUCAAGAGUCUGCGCAGGAUUCGGAAGUUGACUUGGAAGCCUGCAUUACAGAUCACAAACAUUUACUAGAGCAAUUUGUUGCUUCAGCACUUAAUAUUUGCAUUAGCAUCGCCAGUGUCGUAUUUUAUGUCACAGAGCCUCUGACACGUGCAUAUUUCUUCUUCUAUGCCUUGGCCAUGCCAUUGCAAAUAUUCCCCACCUGCUAUUAUAGCACCGACUUGGAACUUUCGAUGGGCAAACUAAACUAUGCCGCAUUUAGUUGCAAUUGGCUGUCACAACGGCGUAGCUUCAAACGCAAGCAGAUGCUCUUUGUGGAACGUUCAUUGAAGCAGAAAUCUGCCAAGGCAGGUGGCAUGCUACUCAUACAUCUUAACACAUUUAUGGGUACGCUUAAGUUUGCCUACUCGUUGUUCACCAUUAUAUUACGCCUACGAAAAUAA